ACUCAACUUCUCCUUUUAAUUGACGCACUCUUGUCCUCUUGCUUCUCUUCUCUCUAUAUACAGGUCCAUGAACGAAAAUUAACCAGAUUCUGUCCCUUCCUUUGUUUGUUUCUUGAGUUGCUCACUGUGAUAGGGAGAGUUACAAGAAGCAAACCGCAAAGUGCCAACCUGGGCUUCAAACUACUCUGACCCCUUUCGUUUAACUUCUUUGCUGGGGAUAUAUAUAGCUAGUUGCUAUGGCUUCUUCUUGGUCACGAUGCAUGAAAGGCUUUGUUUGAUGACCAUAUACAAUGGGUUCUUGUCGCCUGUUACCUGCCUCUAGAUCACUAGUGCUAACUACUGCAAUUUCCAUAUAUUUUCUGCUCUAUCCGGUCUCUUGUUUUGAUCAACACUUACAACCUCCAACUUCUCCUCGCAAGGGUAUAGCUUUUGAGGAGAAGGCAAGGCUAGGUUCGACCCCACCAAGUUGCCACAACAAAUGCAAUGGUUGCCACCCAUGCAUAGCAGUUCAAGUACCAGCUCUACCGAGUCAAAACGAACCAGUUCAAAUGGGUUCAGCUAAAACUAGCAGUAUUGAUGAGUUCUUCGACUCGUAUCCUGCAGGUAAUAGGUUCCCAGAUUAUAGGCCACUUGGUUGGAAAUGUCGCUGUGCUGACCAUUUCUACAAUCCCUUAACUUAAUAUGUAUUCUCAGUAAUUAAUAAGAGUUGAAUCAAAAUGGUGAUCAUUAUCAUCGUAAUUAUUCUUCCUAAUCUGUUUUGAAAUUGUGAUUAAAAGUA
Populus trichocarpa (black cottonwood) is the source of this 778-nucleotide messenger RNA. Its product is annotated as EPIDERMAL PATTERNING FACTOR-like protein 1. The transcript has 2 exons. Lineage: Eukaryota; Viridiplantae; Streptophyta; Magnoliopsida; Malpighiales; Salicaceae. The coding region runs from base 291 to 680 and encodes 129 amino acids. The record is from RefSeq and is a predicted model, not a curated record. Gene Ontology annotation, biological process: guard cell differentiation; stomatal complex development.